UGUAGGGGAAGAGAGGAGGAGCUCAGCAAGGUCUCAGUCUUCGCGUUGCUGCCCUCCAGCAUUCACGCCUACCGCGUUCGCGCUGGGAGAGUGUCCCCUCUCUCACUUGCGCUUAACUUUCUUCUCGCUUCCUCCAACAGUCGGACGAUGCUACUCGGGACUUUAGCACACCAACACCUCCGUGCGAGCGUGAGGGAGGUGUGGGGGUGAAUCCCGGAGGAGGUGUCAAUCCUAGCGCUGCUCAGUGACCAUCGCGGCGCCACCCAAGUAACACCUCAGUCUCUCCGCGGGCAAACCGGGCCUUGAGCCCGACGCGACCACAUAUUUCUUACACUAAAUAUUAUUGUAACAGUGUUGUUUAUAUUUCUCUAGCUAUCGCAUCGUUCUCCUACCGGCUAAAUAUUUAUCGAUACAUAAAUAUAUAUGUAAGUCGACAAAGUAUUCAUUUUUUUUCAUUCAUCAGUGGACAGUGUUAUUAUAUUUUGAAUAUGUAAUACAUACAUGUACAUAUGUAUAUGUAUUUAAAUGUGACAUAAGUUGACGAUUGGUUUAUUUGUGAGAGUAUACAGUGAAUUAUAAAAGUUGGACGGGUUUUUAUGUCGAGCCACGACGAGAGUGGCGUUGCGUUUGUCGCCCGUCGGACGCUGACAGCCAGCUUUGUUUUUUUUCAUUAAUUUAUCGUUAAAACUAAUUCAAAAAUAGUGAGUGAAUAUUCGAAAUAUCUAAAGGAUGAUACAAAAUGCCUAUUAAAAUGUAGAGAAAUAAAAUGGAUAAUAUUUUGUUAUUUUUUAAUUAGUAUUAUUGUUAAAUUGUUUUGUGAAAGUAUUUAAUCAAGUGUACGAUGAUGAUAUUUUAAAAAAUUUACCAACGUGUUCGUGUCUUUGGUUAAUUAUUCAUUCGACAGAUGACAUUGACAGAAAUAUACAUUUGCCGGAUUAAAUUGUAAAUCACGAACGGCUAAUAAAUAUACUAAUUAAUUUAUUUUAAUUGAGGAUUAAAUAAAAUAAUAAAUAUUUUACAGUGUCAGUGUAUCGCAGAAUCAUCAGUGCAUACAACAACAAAUAAUAAUAUGUGAAUUUGUCAAGUGACUUAUUUUACGUGGUGUGACAAAUCAAUAGCACAUUUAAAUAAAUAAUUUUAAAAUGUUUAUAUUGCGUUUGAAUUUAAUGCGAGUGUAUAUUAACGAGAUAAAAAUAAAACGCGCGCGAUGUCGCGUGUUAAGAUAUGGAAUAUAGUUUCGUGAGCUUUUGCUAAAUAAAUAACAAACAAAUAUAUACAUAUAAAUGUUGUGUAUUGUAAAAAAAAAAAAUGCCAAAUUAAUUUAUCGGGAAAUAAUAAUUAAUUGCGAUAUAUAACCGAUAGCGAGUUAUAAAAAGAAGGAAAAAAAAACGUAAAUUAAAACAAGUGCGUUGUUUUUUUAGGAAAUAGAUUGAGUCACUCGAAGAGUAAUCUCGCGCGACUCUGUUAAUUCGCCCCAUCUCGAUGAGAUUCGAACAAGACACGACGUGCAGGGGUACCCACUGCGCCAGCACUCCAUUACAGGCACCCCAAAAAAUAAGAUCCAAAGAAGAGGUGGAGGUAGUGGACGGUAUCUUGUCGGCGAAGCAGGAUAACGCCGGCGUGUUGUUAUUAGAUCAUCAUCAUCAUCAUCGUUACAAUAAUCACAAUCAUCAUCACUCUAAUCCUACUCAAAAUCAUCAACAUCAGAUUAGAAGAAGAGAAUUUGAAUUGGAGGUAAAUAACACACUCGAGAGUGCGAAUACGGGACUUAGGGGGGUGGGGGCGGGAGGGCCUGGGAUGGCGUAUCCUGCAUCAGCAGCCGCGCCGACACUUAAUCAGCACUCGCCAUUCUCAACAAUAAAUAAUUCGGCGAGCGGCAACGGCAACGGACAUCUCUCAUCCAGUCACUUACCGGCACCAGCGGCACCUCGGCCUACUGAUUUUAGUGUAUCCUCGUUGCUUACUGCAGCAAAUACCCAUCCAUCACAUCUUGGUGGUUCUUCGUCUCAAGGAAGUGCCUCGCCACCACCCGGAGGACCUGGAAGUCCAGCUGCUGCACCUGAAACACCUCCACCACAUAAUAAUAAUAACAAUCACUCGCAACGUGAUCAAAUAGGACAUCCGUCGUCAGCAGAAGCUGCCGCAGCUAAUUAUUUUAACGCCUUGGCUGCCGCGGGUUUUUGCAAUCCGAGUGGUGUACAUUUGUCUCAUAACGCGUCUCCUGGUAAUCCACAUCAUCUGUCGUCAAAAGGACUACUUGGUAGUCCACAUCAUCAUCCCCAGUUUAAUCUACACGGACUUACACCUCAAGGCCUAGGUCUUGGUCCUCAUACACCAGAGGAAGCAAACGCAGCAGUUCUGGCAGCAGCAGCAGCAGCUCUUCAUCAUCAUCACCAAGGCGGCCCAGGUGGCCCAACAAUGAGGCCGUUGAGGCUGCCUCUUCCACCGGGCAUGAUGCACUCAUCGCCGCUUCCUUUGGCACCUCAUCAUCCUCUUGCCGCUCCUCAUCAUUUUGUACCUCCUCAUCAUCCCGAAGAGGAUGGCGUUGUUGAUGAUCCCAAGGUUACAUUAGAGGGUAAAGAUCUCUGGGAAAAAUUCCAUAAACUCGGCACUGAGAUGGUCAUUACCAAGAGUGGCAGACGCAUGUUUCCCGCUUAUAAAGUGAGGGUGUCCGGUUUAGACAAACAGGCUAGCUACAUACUUCUGAUGGACAUCGCGGCAUCCGACGAGUGCCGAUAUAAAUUUCACAACAGUAGGUGGAUGGUAGCCGGAAAAGCGGAUCCUGAAAUGCCCAAGAGGAUGUAUAUACACCCAGACUCACCAAGUAGCGGAGAACAGUGGAUGCAAAAAGUCGUGAGCUUCCAUAAACUCAAAUUAACCAACAACAUGAGCGAUAAGCACGGCUAUGUAAGUACUACGAUAUUAAAUUCAAUGCAUAAAUAUCAACCGAGGUUUCAUCUUGUACGAGCGAAUGAUGUCCUGAAGUUACCGUGUUCGACGUUUAGAACUUACGUCUUUAAAGAAACCGAAUUUAUCGCCGUUACAGCCUACCAAAAUGAAAAAAUAACACAGUUGAAAAUCGACAACAAUCCAUUUGCCAAAGGAUUUCGAGAUACUGGAGCUGGUAAAAGAGAAAAAAAAAGACAGGCGAUGUUGACUGUUUCUGGAGGUACUUCCCGAUUAGCGUCAGGCGCACCAGCAUCACCAGAGAAACGUAGAUCGUCAAAUUCAGUAAAUGAUAUGUUGGAUGAUGAUGACAAACUACUGGACGUAGUGGGACCUGAUACACCACAUCCGGCACAACAUCAUCGGGAACGUGAACACUCGAGGGAACGAGACGAUAGAAUGAGUGAACGUGGAGAGGGCAGUGAGUCUUCGGGGUCAGAAAGCGGUGGAAUACCUGGUGGACCAACUUCUGAAGGUCCAAGGCCAGAUGUAUCUGUUGGACCACCUGUACUGCAUCCACCUUUGUUACCGUACUUUUAUCCACCAGUACCUGGACUUUAUCAUGGACAUAGCCCACUGCUACCACCAAAUCCACUAGGACUUCAUGGUGGUGUAACACCAGGAAUGCUACUCAAUGCCCAGCUUGCUUUGGCAGCCAGUCAACAUACAGCUUUAUUCGGUCAUUAUCCACAUCCUCUUACGAGUCCACUUCAUCAGCUUAAAGGACACCGAUUUGCGCCUUACACUUUACCUGCUCCAUCACACGGUUCGGCUUUUGAAACAGUAACACCCGGAAGUCGAACUCUCAGUCCCAGAUCACCUCCACCAAGACCACCAACUGGAUCUCCAACUCCUGGCACGGGUGGUGGGCAUGCAACUGCAAAUAGUGGAUCAGCUUCAGCUACUGGAGAACUUAAAUCAAUUGAAAAUAUGGUAAAUGGACUUCAAGAGAGACGUAGCAGUAGUAGCAUUAAAAAAAGAUCAAGUCCAAGUUUAACGCCUGGGCAUCGGAAUGAAGCCGAUGGUGGUGGAGGGAGUCCGUGACAUGAAAAUGAGCCUGUCACUAGUACCAAGGUAGAUACUGAGGAUGAGGAUCUAGAUAUAACCAGUGGUGAUGAGUCUGUUGAUGAACAGGAACUCGAGCCAGAUUCCACAUCAAAGCCUUCGUAGCCGAGAUUAUCCGUUAAUGUUCUUAUAAGCGAGACGUCUUCAGACAAUUUAUUAUUGUCUAGUAUCAACACCAAUGACGACUUGUUGCUUUAGUCUCAAUGAGGUUAUUAAUAAAAAAAAAAUAACAAUAUGGCUACGAUUACAAGAAUAUGGGAAUCAUAUAAAGUGCAAUUUUUUGAGUGUUACAAGUAUUUUCGACUAACGGCGAUGUGUUUGCGUGAUAUAAUUAAAUUUUAGACUUUACGAAUUUAAAAAAAUAAAAUUGUAAAGAAAAAGAAAGAAAUGAGUUGAGAAAUAUUUAUUUUCUCUUGUGACGUGUGUAAAUAUAGUUGAUAUAUAUAAUAUGCCUGUACUGGAAUUAUUACGAGAUUGAAUCAGUUAAUAGUGCUGUGGACACUUAUUAAUAAAAUGACGAUCUAUUUAGUGAUAUAUAUAAAUAUAUAUUAUAUUAUAUUAUGUAAUCGGUGCCAGAGCACGUAAAAUCUUUGUACAUUUAAUCAAAUAAUAACAAUGACCGCGUUACGUGAAAAAUUAUAAAUAUUUAGGAGAAGAGGAGCCGCAAAUAUUGCCUGCGAAUACUUUUAGGACUUAAGAAAAAUUACAUAAUGAUCUUUAUCUAUGAGUAAAUAUUGCAAUAUAAAAUAAAAAAAAUAAAAAAAAAGUAAAAAAAAAAUGUUUAAAAAAAACAUGAGCACCUCUACUCUUUGCAGACCCAACUGUAAAUAUGUACCCUAGCGAUAUAUUAAUAUUAUAUAAUUAUAUAAAUAUAUUAUAAAUACAACUACCCCCUUCAUAUUAAUUAUUGAGUAUAAUAAUUAUAAUAAUAAAUAAAAUUAGUGCUGCAGGAAACAAAUCAAUGUUUUGAACACCCACGCUGUUCCCACCAUAAAAAAAAAAAAAUAA
Messenger RNA from Microplitis mediator, 5019 nucleotides. It is a transcript of the gene bi, whose product is annotated as optomotor-blind protein-like. Gene Ontology annotation, cellular component: nucleus. Gene Ontology annotation, biological process: positive regulation of DNA-templated transcription; regulation of transcription by RNA polymerase II; cell fate specification. The coding region runs from base 1483 to 3990 and encodes 835 amino acids. The transcript has 7 exons. Lineage: Eukaryota; Metazoa; Arthropoda; Insecta; Hymenoptera; Braconidae. Gene Ontology annotation, molecular function: DNA-binding transcription factor activity, RNA polymerase II-specific; RNA polymerase II cis-regulatory region sequence-specific DNA binding. The record is from RefSeq and is a predicted model, not a curated record.